This is a messenger RNA of Pocillopora meandrina, 675 nucleotides long. NCBI's taxonomy places the organism in Eukaryota, Metazoa, Cnidaria, Anthozoa, Scleractinia, Pocilloporidae. The record is from the annotation of a GenBank genome assembly.
AUGGAAAGAUCGGAGCAUUUUGUUUCGAGUGACUUAUUCAGUUUCCGUAGCUGGUCUACUCUGCGGCUCGGAAUGGUGCGUUUUGCCACUUUCGUGUUUUGUUUGAACACCUGGCAGGAAAGGACAGUGACCGCCUUGACAAACUAUAAGAGUCCUUUAAAGAACUGGGCAUCCGCAAGCACGAAGUUCAAGGAACACCAGCUUAAUUCCGAAUUUCACAAGGCAGCGGUUGGUUACGCUGAAGAUUUCCUUCGGGUACAGGAUGGGAAAAUGCCGUCAAUCUCACAACAGCUCAGUGAUAUUUAUCGUAACACUGUCGAACUUAACAGACAAAAGUUACGAUCUAUCAUAAAAACUGUUGUGCUUUGUGGUAAACAGAACAUAGCAUUACGAGGCCACCGCGAUGGCUCGUCACACAUAGACGAAGCUUCAGGCAACUCAGAAAACUUUCAAGCACUGCUGAAUUUCAGAGUGGAGGCUGGCGAUAAAGUGCUAGCAAAUCAUUUAGCCAACGGCUCAAGAAAUGCAACAUAUCGCUCUAAGACGAUCCAAAAUGAACAUAGAAGUGUUAGGCACUUACAUCCAAGACAAGAUCGUUGCAGAGUGAAGCAGGUGCAUUUUCCCUACUGGCGGAUGAGGCAAGUGAUAGCAGUAACAAGGAACAACUACUACUGA